UGCGGGGCGCGAGAAUUGUUUUUGUUGGGGAGGAGGCCUGCGCCCCUCCUCUCCCCUGCAUCUCCUAGAUAUGCCACUGCCCCAUGAGGGAGAACAACACAACUCGUCAGGGAGAAAAUUACAGAUGUGAGAAUCUUCAAUUAUAAGCCUCUAAUUGCUAUGGCAGCAACCGGGAAAAAAGUCCUUCGUAUCUCAAUAAACAAAAUGGAUAAAAAAAAUAAUUUAAAAAAAAAACAAAAAAAAAACAAAAAAAAACAUUUAUUACCAUUGGGCAUGAUGUUACUUUUUCCGGGGCUAAUAUAAAAAAAUAUCAAAGGUCUAUUUGUGGUCGUGAGCACACAAUAGAAAUGAGGUGUGUAGUACCAGUCACCAGUAAUCAAUAACAACGGGAAUUCCCUAUAAAUAUAUAUAUAGCAAAGGUUGACUUCGACCAUGGUCAAAGUGUAGAGUUGAUUAUAUUUACAUAUAUACACUGUAGUCAACAUUUUACCGUAGUCUUUCCCUUAAUAUUAAAAACAGAAAUAGAACUUCGGUUGCAUAGCAUAUACCGUCAGUAUUGUAAUUUUUUUCUUGAAUUCUUGAGUCUUGGAUGACAUUAACUUUUUUUUCAGUGUUUACUCUCGAAAAUGAAACCUGAAACAUACGUAAUACAACUCAUAAUUGCCUUCAACGCUUUUGUCAAUGCGGCUCAAAAUGCACUCUCCAACACUUGGGAAGGUUGCACCAACGAAUGUCAAAUGGACAUUAAAAUGUUCUGUCGACAGGAUAUAGGAGUGUGUAUGCCCUGCGACGCGAUAUGUGGCGGUGGUUAUUCGUAUAAUAGCCAAUGUGAAGCUUCUUGUAAAGGUUAUAUGUCAAUGCCAGUUGUGAAAAAUAUAUGGGAAGGAUGCAGUUACUUCUGCCGAUACGACCUCAACUAUUUCUGUGAUGUAUCAACGGACACUUGUAUUGAAUGUAAACAUAUUUGCAACGUUACGGCAAAAUAUUACAACCGGCAGCAGUGCUCCAGCAAAUGCGCUGGUUAUCUUGAAGUUCAAAAGACGACACAGAUACAGACCACUACUGUGACGCAAGCAGUUAGCGCUCCACCUUCUGUGUCACGAAGGACACGUUACACUGUUCCUGAUAACACCAACCCCGAUGGACAAGUUGUAGGCCUAGCGGUAGGGCUAUCCAUCGCUUGUUUCAUUUUUAUCAUGAUACUAAUUUACUGCUUAAAAGGAAAGUGCAAAAGAAACCGAAAAACUGGUGAUCAGGUUCGACAUAUAGAAAACGGACGUCCGACCGAAGUGCGCAUGAAUGAAGGAGGUGUUAAAGUAUGCCUAGUGAAUCCGGAAUAUGUCGUUGAGCCUGCUGAAGUGGCUGUUAGCUCGACUCUCCCCUAUCCUCACGAGGAGACCCAUGAUUCCUCUCCAGAAUGUGGCAUCACCCUGAAUAAAGAGUCCUCGGAACUUCAUGAAGCAGGUGGGGCCUUUAGGCCUUUGUGAAAAGAUAUGAUUAAUUAUAAUCAGCAAGCAAUAGGAAUAAUAGACCUAAG
Messenger RNA from Anneissia japonica, 1537 nucleotides. RefSeq lists its product as uncharacterized. The record is from RefSeq and is a predicted model, not a curated record. The coding region runs from base 627 to 1487 and encodes 286 amino acids. The transcript has 5 exons. NCBI's taxonomy places the organism in Eukaryota, Metazoa, Echinodermata, Crinoidea, Comatulida, Comatulidae.